Paramecium sonneborni is the source of this 765-nucleotide messenger RNA. NCBI's taxonomy places the organism in Eukaryota, Ciliophora, Oligohymenophorea, Peniculida, Parameciidae. The record is from the annotation of a GenBank genome assembly.
AUGUAUAAUCAUCAAAAUUAACUUGGAGAACUAAAUAUAGAUUUUUAUUGUUAUAAUUAUAAAAUCAAUAAAAUUGAUAAGAAAGGCAACCUUGUUUUUGUUACAUUUGAUCCAAUUCAGAGGUAAUUUACUCCAGUUGAAAAUGUUGUUGAAGUUUUAAGUAGAGGAGGUGAAAAUCUAAAAAAAUCUUUUGAGAAAUUAAAUCACAAAAAAUUAGAUUUAUCACAAUAUUUGGUAAUGAAAGAAAGUGAUUUCUUUAAUUUUUAAAAUACAAUUGAUAAACCAUAUAUUGGUUAUAUUUCUAAAGUAAUUGGAGAUUAAGUUAUAACCUAAUAACGAUUUAUGAAUGAGCUAUAUUUAAAUAUAAUUGGAAUUAAUUCUGACAUGUUAAUCCAUUAUGCUAUGGAUACAGGUUUUUUGCCAAUUCCUUUAUAUUUUUCAGAAAAUAAUCUAAAUUUAUAAUAUUUAAGUAAUUUCUUUACUUUAAACACUUUCAAUAAGUCUGUUAAUAACAUGGAAGCUUGUAAUUAUAAUGGCCAAAAAUUUCCUGCUUAAAUUACAUUUCACAAUUAUUAUUGUUACAAUGAAGUCGAACAGUGUUAUUAUGAAUAUUUAUUUUUUAUUUGGGAUGUUGAUAAAAAAUGGAUAUCAAAGUAAAGGGUUCAAGAGAAUUAUUUUAAUUAUUUUAAUUUGAAAAAUGAUCCAUUUUCACAACCCUAAAUAUAUUAUAAUUCUACAUAAAGAUGUGGAUAUAGAAACAUAUGA